This is a messenger RNA of Triticum dicoccoides, 3780 nucleotides long. RefSeq lists its product as uncharacterized. The transcript is spliced from 4 exons. Lineage: Eukaryota; Viridiplantae; Streptophyta; Magnoliopsida; Poales; Poaceae. The coding region runs from base 287 to 3304 and encodes 1005 amino acids. The record is from RefSeq and is a predicted model, not a curated record.
UGCCUGAACCAUAGCUUGCUGUAUCCAUUCCAUUCUAUAUACUAGUUCUGCUGUUGCGUGUCUGCAUACAGUGCAGCUUGGUUUUCUCGUCUACCAGAUCAAUCUCUAUGUUUGGCUUCUUUUUUGCUAAGCUAGCUUCUUCUCACCGGUUCACUUAAAUCCAGCGCUACAAUCAAGGAACGAAGAAUUAAGCCUGGAGUCUUUUCUACAGAUCCAUCAGAUCCAUGGGUUAGACUGGACGAGCCAAUUCAACUCUAAAGGAACCUGGAGAUCCAUUCGAUACAUCAUGGGGAGGGAGAUCGGGAUCAAGGCAAAUACCAUCGAUGCUGCAGCAGGAGAGAUACUCCGUAUUGUGGAGGACACGAACGAACACGAACGAAAUAUCUACUUCUAUGGCUGGCAUGGACUCGGGGCAUCCACUGUUCUCAGAGUGGUAGCCCAACGUCUUAAAUCAUCAGCUGCUCAAAAAAUGAAGUUUGACAAGGUUGUCCACGUGGAUUGCUCUUUGUGGCAAAGCAUCAGAGCCUUGCAAAAAGCAGUUGCUAAGGAGCUAGAGCUUCCCCAGUCAGUGAUGGCCAUCUUCGACCAGCACGACGAGGAGGAUGAUUUCAAUGGGAUAGACCAGGGCUCUAGGGGAGUGAUAUGGCAUGUCACAGGGGAGAUCUUCAGAAAGCUUGCUAACAGUACAUUUGUGGUGAUUUUUCACAACGGGAGCAGCCACUUCAUUGAUUUGUACGAGUGUGGUGUCCCUGUAACAGCAAUUUUGAGUAACAAGGUGUUGUGGACCUGGGGCAGGAGAUUUCAGCUCUAUCAAAGUUGGGAAGAAGUGGCUUUGGAAAACGCCAAGGUUGAUGUUGACAUUGGAAUUGCGGAAUGGCGGGAUCAUGCAUUGCAUGAAGAGGCCGCGGAGGUUGCCAAGUACAUGGGUGUUCUUGAGCCUGACAAGAUAGUUGAGUGCUUCCGCUAUGUCUGGGCACAAAGACAUGCUGGCUGUAUCGACUGGGGGAUGCAUGCUUCAAAUUAUUGGGUAUGUGAUGGGAUCAUACAAGGUCAAGGUGAUACAUCUGCAUGGGAGGUUAGUGAUGGUCUGCAUAGAAACAUAAACUUGGACUGGAUUAAGGAGGAUACUGACAUUGAGGAAGAGAUUAAUGCUUGCAUUUCUGGUCCUGAUGAUCGCUGGGUUUCAACCACACACCAAGCCCUGAUGCAUGAUCAUGUUGGUGUGCUGCCUCCUCUGACGACAUCCUUCUUCCUCCUAUCAGAAAAAUCAGAUGGUAGGAGGGUGGUAUUACCAGCUGCCAUGUUCUCAGACAACAAUAGGCUUCGUGUGUUACAUCUAUCUUGGUGCACCUUCAGUUUUACAUCUCCUCCCUUCUUCUGUUGCAGCCACCUAAGAUUCCUCCUGCUGGAUCACUGCACAGAUGUCAGAGAGGAGGAGCAUCAAAGCAACAACCAAAAUGGAUCAUGUUUUCAAAAGUUGUGGGUGUUGGACCUGAGGCAUACAGACUGGUACUCAAAAGCGAUGAUAUGUUUAAUGGAUGAACUCAGGGAGCUGAAUAUGGAGGGAGUUAGGGAUUGGAUGAGCAUAGCUCAUCUAUGUGGCAGUAAAAGUAGCCUUGUCAUGCUCCGAGUAUCAGCCAACCCGUACUCUGCAAAAGAAAUAGUGAUGCAACGACCAGUCCUUAACCUAUCGAGAGCCAACCACCUUACGACAGUCAUCCUUGAGAACUGUGUUGGAUUGGAACAAGUUCUCCCUUAUGUUUUUCCACCAUCACUCGAGUCAUUUAGCUUCAUCAUCAUUGAUGCUGCUAUUGCUAAGAUAUCUAGCAUGUCCUUUGGGGGCCUCAUUAAAUUGAAGAGUGUGCUGCUGAGAGGCUUGAUGAAGAAACUCGAGGAGCUGGACCUCUCGGGCACAGCAGUGAAGACCCUCAACCUCAGAGAAGUGGUAGCACCGAACCUCAAGCGGCUCACCCUAUUGGGCUGUGAGAAACUGCAAGCAAUACAAUGGCCACCAAGUAACAAAAGGACAGAGAAGUUGGAGGUGUUGCGCAUUGACACCGUCCGAUCUGCAUCAUCUGGCCAAGCUAAUUGGGAAGAAAAGAGCAAGGAGACUAGUGUUGCUACAGGAUCAUCGUGUAUUGUUGCAGUUGCUGCUACAAAACGAGCUGCAUCCUUUAAUUGGUACAUCUCUGUAAGGGAUGCAAGGCUCCUUAGGUCGCUAGUGCCUGUCAAAGAAUAUUUCUGUGGGGUUGGACAUGUGGACAUGGCAUCAUCGCCUGCAAGUAGUGUUGUUGUUGCUGCUCAUGGAAUUAGACAACCUGGUCAUUAUUUAUAUGCAAGAGAUAUCAUCUUUAAAGACCACCUACAGGCUGUUGCUACUAAUGAAGGUGUGAUCAGGUGGAUGUGGGCUAGCCCGCCUGCUCUUGCUGUUGAUAAAUUCAAGGGCUGGUACAUCCACAUACAAGAUGAAGAGGAGAUAAAAAGUGGAUUACUGCAACAGCAAAAUCAACGGGGCAGCACCCAAGGAACUAGUAUUGGUGCUGCUUUAAUCCUCCCUGAUUUUAUAUAUUACUAUGCUGAGAUGCUACAUGUGCAUGAUAGCUUGUCCAUCACUAGCAUCCUAGCCCCACGAGAUUCACCUUGGGACUGGCUUAAACAGUGCCGAGUUGAGAGGUGCCCCAAGCUAAGCUCUGUCUUUGCUACUCCUACACAAAGUGAUGAUGAUGGCGAGAUCAUAUGCUUUUAUUGGUUGACCGCAUUUUGGGCAUCCCAGCUCCCAAUGGUGCACUACAUUUGGAACUGGAGUACAAGAUGCCCACCCUCCUUUUAUUCCUUUAAACACCUUAAAAAUUUGCACUUAGACAAUUGCCCUAGGCUCAUACAUGUUCUCCCCCUAUCCACGCAUAUGACUGUCUUGUGGGACCUAGAGACCCUUGAGAUAGUGUGUUGUGGCGAUCUCGUGGAAAUCUUCCCUUUGAGUCCUGAGCGACAAGACAAGCAAACAAUUACGGAUUUCCCCAACCUGAGGCACAUCCACCUCCACGAUCUCCCUAGCCUGCAGCACAUCUGCGGGAGUAAGAUGUUUGCGCCGAAGCUCAAGACUAUCAACAUAAGGGGCUGCUGGAGCCUCAGGCGUCUGCCCGCCGUUGGCAAGCAAUGCCCCGAGGUGAACUGCGAGAAGGAUUGGUGGGACAGCUUGGCGUGGGACGAGGGUGAUCCGAACCACCAUCCUUCACUCUACCGGCUGAUCCACUCGAGUUACUACAAGAAGGCCCAGCUGCCGAGAGGCACCGUACUCAGGUAAUCCACCCCUUCCAUGAGUUCAUCUUCAGUUUGCUUCAACAUAAUUAGCAUGUUGAUCUACCAAGUUGAAGAUUUCUCUGUGAUAUAUGGUUGUGUAUGUUGCCUAUACCCAAAGUCAUGUUGCUUGAUUGGUUUGUGUGUGCUCUGCAUCCGCAUCGCCAAGGUGUGGCUCUGCAUCGGUCCACAUUGUAAGACGUGUUGUUGCGUCUUCCAGUUUGGUUUUGAUUGGCUCGGUCAGCUUUGCUGGAUCGACCCAUACCAGCGUGCAUCAAAGCAAGUACUUAUCAUCUGGUUGGAGAGAUGAUGGUACAUGCUCUGAGCAGAUAGAAAUAAAUAAGAGUGGCAUCCAGCUUAUGCGGCAUGAGCCCCUGACCCGCUCAUGCUGCUGCUAUGCUCUCGCUAUGUGGUGUGGUGUGUGAUUGUCAGCCAUGGACUGAUUGUUGUAAUAAUUUGAUUGUGCGUGUGAUUUAUGCAAAA